AUGCCGCUGAUUGCACAGAACCCUCAGCCUCGGGUCAUCCUGGGCUUGAUGACUUUUGGCCCGGACGAGUCCAAAGGGGCCCGCAUCACAUCACUCGACGAGUACAAGAAAUGUCUCGACUACUUCCAACAACAAGGCUUCAACGAAAUCGACACCGCCCGAAUCUACGUGGGGGGCGAACAGGAGGCGUUUACAGCCAAGGCUCAGUGGAAGGAGCGCGGGCUGACCCUCGCGACCAAAUGGUAUCCGAUCGAAGCCGGUGCCCACAAACCCGCAGUGGUGCGCGAGAAGCUCGAGCUAUCUUUGAAGGAGUUGAACACCGACCAAGUCGAUAUCUUCUACCUUCAUGCACCGGACCGCUCGGUGCCAUUCGCAGAGACUCUGGAAGAGGUCAACAAGCUGCACAAGGAGGGUAAGUUUGUGCAGCUGGGCCUGAGCAACUACACGGCUUUCGAGGUUGCCGAGAUCGUCACAACAUGUGCGGAGCGGGGCUGGGUGCGUCCGACUAUCUAUCAAGCCAUGUACAAUGCCAUCACUCGCAACAUCGAGACCGAACUGGUACCUGUUUGCCGACGCUACGGCAUUGAUAUUGUGGUUUACAAUCCUCUGGCGGGAGGUCUGUUCUCCGGAAAGUACAAGACCAAGGAUGUUCCUGCGGAGGGGCGAUACAGCGAUAAGCACGGGACCGGCAACAACUACCGGAAUCGGUAUUUCCGCGAUGCCAACUUUGAGGCUCUGAGUUUGAUUGAGCCCGUUGUGGAAAAGCAUGGACUGACUCUGAUCGAGACGGCUUUGCGGUGGGUGCGGCACCAUUCGGCUCUGAAGAUGGAUGGGGACGGUCGGGACGGAGUCAUUGUUGGCGUCAGCAGCUUCAAUCAGCUCGAGAGCAAUCUCAAGGAUUUGCAGAAAGGUCCUUUGCCAGAGGAGGUGGUGAAGGCUUUGGAUGAGGCCUGGAUGAUUGCGAAGGCUUACUCUGCCAACUACUGGCAUUUGGAUCUGAAGUACACCUAUGAUACUCAGGAGGCGCUCUUCAAACCCAAGCCCAAAGUCUAA
This is a messenger RNA of Penicillium oxalicum, 1053 nucleotides long. Its product is annotated as aldo/keto reductase family protein. The transcript has 2 exons. Lineage: Eukaryota; Fungi; Ascomycota; Eurotiomycetes; Eurotiales; Aspergillaceae. The coding region runs from base 1 to 1053 and encodes 350 amino acids. Gene Ontology annotation, molecular function: oxidoreductase activity. The record is from RefSeq and is a predicted model, not a curated record.